AAUAAUAAUAAAGUAUCAUUGUUCUCUCUCUCUCUCUUGAUUUUUUUUCUAUAUCCGAAAAUCUGUUCAACAGCUGUAUUUCAACUGAUUUUGAAACAUUAGCAUUUGGAUCCACUUCAAGUUUUAGAUGUGAAGCAAAUCUCUCUCUUUGGAUAGAGUCGUUUUCUUUUUCUUCCGUUUGCAUUUUGUGCUUGAAGAAGUGGUGAGAGGAAGGAUUUGGAUCGGAGAUGGCGGAGAUUUCCGGCGAAGCAGCGGAGAUAGGGAGCAAUGGGAGGAGUGAUUCGCCGGUGAGGAUGUCUUUGACCACGGCGGUAGUAGCUCCGCCGUUGGCGGUGUCGGCUUCGUUCAAGGAGAGUGGAGGGAAAGGUUCGUCGAGGAGGAAAGUUGUUAGACCUAGCUUCGAUGCGGAUAAUGAGUUCAUUACGUUGCUUCACGGGUCGGAUCCGGUGAAAGUUGAGCUUAACCGGCUGGAGAAUGAAGUUAGAGAUAAAGAUAGAGAACUGGGAGAAGCACAAGCAGAAAUUAAGGCAUUGAGGAUGUCUGAAAGACAAAGAGAAAAGGCUGUUGAAGAGCUCACUGAUGAGCUCUCAAGAAUGGAGGAGAAGCUUAAAUUGACAGAAUCUCUUCUUGAAAGCAAGAACCUUGAAAUCAAGAAAAUAAAUGAUGAGAAGAAGGCAUCCAUGGCUGCUCAGUUUGCAGCUGAGGCCACUUUGCGAAGGGUUCAUGCCGCUCAAAAGGAUGAUGAUAUGCCUCCAAUUGAAGCCAUUCUUGCACCCUUGGAAGCUGAGCUGAAGCUUGCUCGGCAAGAGAUUGCAAAGCUUCAAGAUGAUAACAAGGCCCUUGAUCGUCUAACUAAAUCAAAAGAAGCAGCUUUACUUGAAGCUGAAAGGACUGUACAAGUUGCGUUGGCCAAAGCAUCCAUGGUGGAUGACCUCCAAAACAAAAAUCAGGAGUUGAUGAAGCAGAUAGAAAUUUGCCAGGAAGAGAACAAAAUUUUGGACAAAAUGCAUCGCCAAAAGGUUGCGGAGGUUGAGAAGCUUACACAAACGGUAAGGGAGCUGGAAGAGGCUGUUCUUGCUGGCGGUGCUGCUGCAAACGCUGUUAGGGAUUACCAGCGGAAAGUUCAGGAGAUGAAUGAGGAAAGAAAAACUCUUGAUCGAGAGCUAGCACGUGCAAAAGUAACUGCUAAUAGGGUUGCCACAGUUGUAGCAAAUGAGUGGAAAGAUUCUAAUGACAAAGUGAUGCCUGUAAAACAAUGGCUGGAAGAACGAAGAUUCUUGCAGGGAGAAAUGCAGCAACUUCGGGACAAGCUUGCUAUAACUGAGCGUACGGCAAAAUCUGAAGCUCAGUUGAAAGAGAAAUAUCAAUUGCGUCUUAGAGUUCUAGAAGAGAGCUUGAGAGGAUCUUCUAAUAGUGUUAGUCGCAGUACAUCAGAUGGAAGAAGCAUGAGCAAUGGGCCUUCUAGGCGUCAGUCUCUUGGUGGAGCUGAUAGCUUCUCAAAACUUGCAUCCAAUGGGUUUUUACCCAAAAGAUCUCCGAGCUUUCAACUGAGAUCCUCUUUGUCUUCUAGUACAGUAUUGAAGCAUGCUAAAGGAACAUCAAAGUCAUUUGAUGGAGGCACAAGAUCAUUAGACAGAGCUAAAACGCUUUUUAAUGGGUCAGGCUCAAAUAUUUCAUUCAACCAGCCUUCUGAAGGAACCAUGGAGGGUGAAGCACCAAGUACUGCAAUUCCUGAUGAUUUCCAGCCCGUUGACAAAGAGGAUAAUGUUCCAGGAGUAUUGUAUGAUUUGCUGCAGAAAGAGGUCAUAGCUUUGAGGAAAGCAGGUCACGAGAAAGAUCAAAGCCUCAAGGAUAAGGAUGAUGCAAUUGAGAUGCUUGCUAAGAAGGUAGAAACAUUGACUAAGGCAAUGGAAGUUGAGGCUAAAAAGAUGAGAAGAGAAGUGGCUGCCAUGGAGAAAGAGGUUUCUGCUAUGCGUGUGGAGAAAGAACAUGAGAAUAGGGCCACGCGGUUUGGUAACUCCAAGGGAUCUGCUGCUCAGCUGCUUUCUGGAAGAAAUGCAUCUCGGAGUGGGUUAACACGCAGCACUCAAUGACAACAAAUUUUAAUUCCGGAAGCCAGAGGAGUAAAUUUGCAUAGGAUCUCCACUCUCCAGGGUCCUUUGUUUUAUUAUAUUUAUAUAAUUUUAAUAUUUCUUUUACCUCUCCUUUGGUGAGUGAGUAUAAAAUUAUAACCUGCAUACUGAUGAACCUGCGUUCACCAAAAUCAGCAAAGAGAAGAAAUCGGUAUGCUUUCGAGUUCUGACAUAGAUUGCGUAUUGCUAUGUGUAGAGAUGAGCGAAAACAAAACAGAUAAAAAGGAAGUAUUGACUGUGGGCUAACCUUUUGUCAGGCUUCCGAGUUGCCAGUGUUUGUGCGGUUGUAUAGGUAGCUCUCAACUCAUCCCCCAUCCUUUUAUUUUUCCUUCUAUUUUUGAAGUUAAUAUUUGUAAGAUGCAGUUAGUGUGAUUUGUCUUUUGAGUUUGUUAAUAUUAUUGUAACCAUAUCAGAUCAUGUGUGGCUUCUGUUAUUCAUUAAUAAUAGUUGUAAGAAACAAAAGAGACUUAAAGAGAAA
Molecule: messenger RNA, 2610 nt
Organism: Gossypium raimondii (Peruvian cotton)
Lineage: Eukaryota; Viridiplantae; Streptophyta; Magnoliopsida; Malvales; Malvaceae
Product: microtubule-associated protein 70-4
Exons: 11
Coding region: 228-2093 (621 amino acids)
Biological process (GO): cytoskeleton organization
Molecular function (GO): microtubule binding
Source: RefSeq, a predicted model, not a curated record